GAAGAACGAUUUCUACCCAAGAUUGAUGUUUAAGAGAACAGAAUGAAGACUGUUGCUUGCUUUCUGUUGGUCCUAUUGUCACGACAGGCUAUCUGCGGGAUUAUUAGGAACCCGCCUGCCUUCGCUAAGCCCGUUUACUCGGAUUCUUAUCUUCCAGCAGCUAUGCAGGUGAUAUUUCACGCUGUAGAGCAACUGAAAGCUUUGCAAGCAGAGGAAGCUAUCCAGACUUCUACCUUGGCUCUUGUACUUCAAGAUGUACAAACGUCUUCAAAUGUACCUACACCCUCAGUUGCAUUAAACGGAACGGGUAUCGACGAAGAGGAGUCGAAAACAAAAGGACCAGAAAAUGAUUUAAAAGACAAGCUUGAAGAGCCGAAAGUGGAGAAGGUAGAAGAUUCUAAGGAAAGUAUUGAAGGAAAUGAUGAACCGGAGUCUGUCGAGCCUAGCGAGAUUGUUGGUCAGGUGCAUCAGGAAGCACCGGAGAUAAACGAGGAAACGCCAGAAACGAACUACGCGACACCAGAAACGAAUUAUGAAACACCGGAAGAAGUACAUGCGGUGCAAGAAUCGAAUCAGGAGUUUAUGGAGGAAAAUCACGAAACAGAGACGAUGUCCACUACCGUUGCAAACGAGGUAAAGGAGAAAAAGAAGGAACCGACCAUCGAUAGCAUUGUCCACGAUGUCUACCAAAUCGUAAAACCCACUACGUCGAAAUUCAUUGACGAGGAGAAGAGUGCAGGAGAUUUUGUAGAAAAAAUCGAGAGCGUGGAAGAAGAGGAAGACGAGAACAGAUUCACUCGAUUAGGCGAGAAGGUGACGCAGGUGCCGAGGCCGAGUCUAUCGAGCUACUUAAAACGAGCAAAAGUGCCGAUGAGCGCGACUCUGCUGCAACUCGCCAACUUGUACGACUCUUUGAGCAAGGACGCGAGGAAGCAGGGCUUCGGCAAGUACACCGGAUACUCGGACGAAGUUCUAAACACGUUGCAAACUUCCGCGGAGGGCGGAAUAGGUCCCCAGAUGAAAAAGAUUCUGGGGAAGGUGUUGGAACGGAACGAGCUGACGCGGGACGAUGCAAAACUGAGGACCAACCAGACCAUUCGCGAUCUGGACAACACCUCGAGCGACAUCAGCAAGGAACUGAGACCUCUCUUACCCUUACGUUAUUCUCCGUAACAUUUUAUAUUCAAAUUGUGUAUCUGAUCUCUUUUGCGAGGAAAUCCAGUGUCAAUAUUAAUUAUAAUAAAUAAAGCGAGACUUUUAAGUACGUAUUGCGUUGAUCUUUGAAAACCACAGGAAUCCCUUAAACGAUUCAACGAUUAUGAAUACAAUGAACGUUGAUUCAUCCAUGAUUUUGUGACUGCCGAAUCUUUAGAUGAUUCACUCGAUUACUUAUGAAUAAAUUAUGUCGUAAUGAAUCAUUACGAAUUAAAAUGAAAAGAGUGUU
Ceratina calcarata is the source of this 1444-nucleotide messenger RNA. It is a transcript of the gene ImpE3, whose product is annotated as Ecdysone-inducible gene E3. The transcript is spliced from 4 exons. The coding region runs from base 43 to 1173 and encodes 376 amino acids. Lineage: Eukaryota; Metazoa; Arthropoda; Insecta; Hymenoptera; Apidae. The record is from RefSeq and is a predicted model, not a curated record.